GUGUAUGACGGGCUCAGGUACAGGCUGUCUCUGGAGUUUCCAGCUGGUUAUCCAUAUCAGGCUCCUCACGUGAAAUUUGUCACUCCGUGUUUUCAUCCCAACGUGGACGAACAAGGUUUCAUCUGUCUCGACAUCCUGAAGGACAAAUGGUCGGCGCUGUACGACGUCCGCUCCAUCCUGCUGUCCAUCCAGAGCCUGCUGGGAGAACCGAACAACGAGAGUCCUCUGAACACGGCUGCUGCUAAACUCUGGGACGAUCAGCAAGCCUUUAAAGCUCAUCUACACUCGACCUUCCAGAAGUAAAGCAUCUCUGCGUUUUCUUCUUCUCAUUGUUUGUCUUCUGUGUUUGUAUAAUAUUUUUAUGUUUGUUCACCUCACUGUAUCAAUAAAGUUCUUAAUUCAACACACAGAA
This is a messenger RNA of Morone saxatilis (striped sea-bass), 412 nucleotides long. RefSeq names its product ubiquitin-conjugating enzyme E2C (gene ube2c). The record is from RefSeq and is a predicted model, not a curated record. The annotation marks the transcript as partial. NCBI's taxonomy places the organism in Eukaryota, Metazoa, Chordata, Actinopteri, Moronidae. The transcript has 3 exons.